Molecule: messenger RNA, 2065 nt
Organism: Cuculus canorus (common cuckoo)
Lineage: Eukaryota; Metazoa; Chordata; Aves; Cuculiformes; Cuculidae
Gene: ZFP36L2
Product: ZFP36 ring finger protein like 2
Molecular function (GO): mRNA binding; metal ion binding
Source: RefSeq, a predicted model, not a curated record
GGGACAGGGGUGCGAAAGACCGAGGUGCGAAGACGCGGGAGCGUCAAGAAGCGAAAGAGCGAGGGCGCCGCGGUCCCCGCCCCGCUCCCCAUCCCGCAGCGAGUCGGGGAAGGCGGCGGGGGGGGGGAAUCGAAUGGCUCCCCGCCCGCCCCGGCUGGCAGCCCGGCCCCCUGCACGACUCGGGGCGGGCGGAGCCGGGCGCCGCCCCGCGGGCAGCGGCGCGUUUAUACGGGAGCGGCGCGGGGAGCCGCGGAGUUCCCGCAGUUCGCCCGCUGCCGCGCAGCUGCCGCCGCUGCUGCCUCGGCCCGGCACCCGCCGUCCCGCCGGGGGAGAGGAGACCCGGGACCAUUUCGGAUCUCAAGCUAAACGGGGCCCCCCCUCUCCUGUCUAGUCGUGGCUUUUCCAAACCCUCCGAGGACAGCGGGAUCUUUCGGUCCUUCCUGUAUUUCCGACCAUUACAGGAUCUAGAAAUGUCGACGACGCUUUUAUCCGCCUUCUACGACAUUGACUUCUUGUGCAAGACGGAGAAGUCCCUGACCAACCUGAGCAGCAUGCUGGACAAGAAAGCCGUGGGGACCCCGGUGACCCCCGCCAGCUCCAGCUUCGCGCCGGGCUUCCUGCGGCGGCACUCGACCAGCAACCUGACGGCGCUGGCCGGCGGCGGCUCCAAGUUCCCCAGCCCCACCGGCUCCAGCUCUUCGUCCACCUCCUCCUCCUCUUCUUCCUCCUCCUCCUCCUCUUCGUUCGGCAGCCUGAAGGAGACGGGCUCCGGCGGAGGCGGCGGCAGCAGCAGCCCCACGGCCCUGCUCAACAAGGAGAACAAGUUUCGGGACCGCUCGUUCAGCGAGAACGGCGAGCGCAGCCAGCACCUCAUGCAGCAGCUCCAGCAGCAGCAGCAGCAGCAGGCGGCGGCCGGCAAGGGGGGCGGCUCGGGGGGCGGCGGCGGGGCCCCCAUCAACUCGACCCGCUACAAGACGGAGCUGUGCCGCCCCUUCGAGGAGAGCGGCGCCUGCAAGUACGGCGAGAAGUGCCAGUUCGCGCACGGCUUCCACGAGCUGCGCAGCCUCACCCGCCACCCCAAGUACAAGACCGAGCUCUGCCGCACCUUCCACACCAUCGGCUUCUGCCCCUACGGCCCGCGCUGCCACUUCAUCCACAACGCGGACGAGCGCCGCCCGGCGCCCGGCGGGGGCACGGCCGCCGCCGCCGCCCCGCACCACGCCCCGCACCCCGCCGGCAGCACCGGCGACCUCCGCGCCUUCGCCCCCCGCGAGCACGCGCUGGGCGGCGGCUUCGGGCACCCCCCCCGCGGCGGCGAGCGCCCCAAGCUCCAUCACAGCCUGAGCUUCUCCGGCUUCUCCGCCCAUCACCACCAUCACCACCACCACCAUCACCACCAGCAGCAGCAACACGGCGCCGCCGCGCCGCCCCCUCCGCCGCCCGGCGGCCGCCUGGACGCGUCGCUGCUGGAGAGCCCCGGAGGGUCGCGCACGCCGCCGCCUCCCGCCUCCGCCUCGUACUGCGAGGAGCUGCUGUCUUCUCCUCCUUGCGCCAACAACGCCUUCGCCUUCUCCGGGCAGGAGCUGGGCAGCCUCAUCGCCCCCCUCGCCCUGCACACGCAGAACUUCGCCGCUGCCGCCGCCGCGGCCGCCGCCGCCGCAGCCUAUUACCGGUGCCAGCAGCAGCCGCAGCCCUGCCCGCCGCCCCCGGCAUCGCCGCCCUUCAGCUUCCAGCCCCUGCGACGCCUCUCCGAAUCGCCCGUCUUCGACGCCCCGCCGAGCCCCCCGGACUCCCUCUCCGACCGCGAGAGCUACCUGAGCGGCUCCCUCAGCUCCGGCUCCCUCAGCGGCUCCGAGUCGCCCAGCCUGGACUCGGGGCGCCGCCUGCCCAUCUUCAGCCGCCUUUCCAUCUCCGACGACUAGAGGGGGGGGAAAGCGGGCGACAAGUAAGUUAUCGAGCGAAGAAAAGCGAAUCCUUCUCUUCUUCCUUAUUUUUUUUUAUAUAUAUAUAUCUAUAUAUCUUAUCUAUCUAUACACCGAGAGCUGAACAAAAAAUAAGCGUUUCG